GCGGAACUUAGCGCGACAGAUCCCCCGUGCCCAUUCCAAUCACCCCACGUUCCAGGCCAAAUCCAGCAAAUCCAAUUUUCCCCUCAGCAGGACAGAACUCAGCCUUUCUCCUUUGCCGACUAAGAACCCCUCCAUUACAAGAAGAGCUGCUGAUGAUACAAACAAUCGUGGCCCCUAGACCUCGGGAAGGUCAUCUCUAUCCGCCGCCAAACUUUCACAAGCAACCCAGAACAAACCCGGCUCCGUACUACGCCAUGGACCAACAAACACCACAAGAAUUCAUCCUCGAGGCCUUCGCCGAUCCAGCGUCGGUACGAGAUGUAGUGCGAGGCAUCCUGCACACGAUCUUCUUCCACCGGUUCUUCCCGUCGCUGACGCCGCGCUCGCGCGAGGUCCUUGACAUCACGCUGCCGUACGUCGAAGAUGCCGAGCUCGACACGAUGAUCGAGAAGCGGGCGGCCGAGCUGGCGCGCGAGCUCGACGCCGAACGCACGACGCACGUCCACACGCACACUCGCUCACUGUCUCACCCGGUCCAGCAGCAGCAACAACAACAACAGACCAGAGGCAGCGGCGGCCGCGGCCACAUCUCGGUCCAGUUCUUCGAGAAGAAACGGAGGAAGACCUGGUACAUGCGCGCGUACGGCGGCGGCGACGAGGAGAUCUGCUGGGAGUCGUGGACCGUCAAGGUCACCGUGGCCGAGCCGCGCACAGAUAGUGAACGAGCCAAGGUCCGCAAGGCCAUGGAACAAACCCUCCUGACGACCGCCAUGAAGAUCGUGACCUGCGUCAACUCCCACAAAGACCACAUCCCGCCCAUCACCACGAGCGAGGCCAACCCCUUCCCCUACCAGAUCAACGUCAACCAGAAAGACGCCGGCUGGGCCACUCGCAUGGGUAUCUACUAGUGGAACCUGAAGCCUAAGCUCAAGUCGCUCUCCUCCUUCCGUACCGUCGAGUAAUAAUAGUAGUAGUAGAGGAAACAAGAGGGCAUUGGGGUUUAGCCGAAGGGUGGCCGAGCCAGGGUGAGGAAGUGUGGUAAUGCAUUAGUAUUGUAUUGGCAAAGCGGAAUAAAAUAAUCAUUGGGGCUGGCGUUAAAUCGAUCGUUUCCGGAUUAUUUUUGAGAGGAAUGGGACUGGCGCCUAGGGAAACCCCCCCUUGUGAUAUAGACUUGGUUUCUUCACGGAUUUUUGUCAUGGUGGUAGGCUGGUUUGACUACGCCCAGAUAAUUCAAUGAUACCCCAUCAUAGAUAUGGCAUACAUUAAGAAUUUAAUAAGUUUGUUCCGUGAAA
Messenger RNA from Annulohypoxylon truncatum, 1292 nucleotides. RefSeq names its product DUF1649-domain-containing protein. The transcript has 3 exons. Gene Ontology annotation, biological process: autophagy; autophagosome assembly. The coding region runs from base 153 to 908 and encodes 251 amino acids. The record is from RefSeq and is a predicted model, not a curated record. Gene Ontology annotation, cellular component: phagophore assembly site. Lineage: Eukaryota; Fungi; Ascomycota; Sordariomycetes; Xylariales; Hypoxylaceae.